AUGCGGCCGACGAUACGUGUGCUUGCGCGCUACCUGGAGCCAGGCACUCCUACCGGCCUGGCCGGUCUAUGGACUCAUUCCACUCCUCGAUCGACGCUCCUCUAUCUUUACGGGACGACCCUCAACAAACUCCAAUCCAUACCUGAGAGUUCACUUUACCGCCAGUCUGUGGAGGCUGUUACAAAAUACCGAAUGGGUCUUGUGGAAAAGAUUGUCCCUCCUGGCUACAACGAGUGGGCAGUCAGGGCCAAAGAGUUAAUCAGCAAAAACCCCGAGCAAUUCCGAGUUGCCAGCGGUCGAGUUGACGGUAGCGAGGCCAGAACUGUGAAACUCGGGGACCGUGUGUUUGUAAUCGGUGCGAAGCAUGAAGCUGGUGAUGUACGUUACGAAGAAUGGGAUGGAGAAGCCGAUGAAGGUGGUGAGCUCGAGGGCAUUCGAACUCCAGCGGAAAGGCAGGACCAGGUUAUCUGGGCUGAGCGGAAGCCGUUACAGGACCACGAGAAAAUUGAAUGGGAAGAUGAACCCCAGUUGACCGCAGAACAGGUGCAGGAGCUGGAGCAUAAGAUUGGCGCCGGCCUUAUCGAAGAGGUCAUCCAGGUCGCAGAGGGCGAGCUACGCAUCAUUGACACCAUGGAGAAGGCCAGAAUUUGGGAGGAUUUGGGGGAAAAGCCUGUUGAUGGCCAAUGGGAAUACUUCGACAGGAAGACUAUGUAA
This is a messenger RNA of Metarhizium acridum CQMa 102, 714 nucleotides long. RefSeq lists its product as uncharacterized. Lineage: Eukaryota; Fungi; Ascomycota; Sordariomycetes; Hypocreales; Clavicipitaceae. Gene Ontology annotation, biological process: respiratory electron transport chain. The record is from RefSeq and is a predicted model, not a curated record.